CGGUAGUGUUGUGCAUGACGUCACCGGGACACUGAGUCGUCAGAAACUCUGUCUCGAUGGUCCCUGAUCGCUCCCAGCGUCUUUCACCGGUUACAGCUCGUUAGUCGGUUUCUUUUCUGGAGCUGUGAGAUUGCUGGUGUCUCUAUGAGCUUUUAAACGGGAAUUUGGUCCAAAUUCUGGGUCUUUCUGAGCCGUUUUUCUGACCUUUGGACACGAACAGGCAGGAAGCUAACUGCUAGCGACAGCCCCUAACUUUCAGCGACCUUCUGCACUAGUUUCUGGCCUCUUCUUGGGUUUCUGACCGAACUCUGCUGGAAAACCUGGAAUUCUGUCCCAAAUAGAUGAAGAUGGAAUGUGAGAGCAGAUAGCGACGAAUCAGAACUGUUUCAGGACCCGAAACCGAGUCGUCAGGAUGGCCGCAGACUUUACCUUGAUCCAUCGAACCUGCAAGUUGGUGGUUCUGCUCUGCUUCCUCCACAUCUCCGUCACCUUCUUUUUCUACGUCCGAACCCUAGACAUCCGGUUUUCCUUCGCCCAGAACCAGCAGUCCCACACCAACCUAACCCGGCCCAGACACGCCCUGCUCCCUGCCAGCAGCUCCAGAACCGAACAGAGGGAUACCGCGACCCGGAGGAAGGAGGAGCGCCAGCUGUACGAACCGGAUCAGAUCACUACGGAGAAGCCGGUGAAGCAGCUUGAAAAAUGUCCAGAAACGUCACCCCUGCUGGUGGGUCCUCUAAGGGUAGAGUUCAACAUCCCCGUGAGCCUGGAGCAGAUCAAGAAGGACAACCCCAACAUCCAGCUGGGCGGACGCUCCAAACCCAAAGACUGCCUGGCGCUGCAGAAGGUCGCCAUCAUCAUUCCGUUCCGCAAACGAGAUGAACACCUGAAGUUCUGGCUGUACUACCUGCAUCCCAUUCUGCAGAGGCAGCAGCUCGACUACGGCGUGUACGUCAUAAACCAGGACGGGGAUCAGAUCUUCAACCGGGCCAAGCUGCUGAAUGUGGGCUACAUGGAGGCUCUGAAGGAGUACGACUACAACUGCUUUGUCUUCAGCGAUGUAGACCUGAUCCCCAUGGACGACCGGAACACCUACAGGUGUUUCAGCCAGCCAAGACACCUGUCUGUGUCCAUGGACAAGUUCAGCUUCAGGUUACCCUACAACCAGUACUUCGGAGGAGUUUCAUCCAUGAGCAAAGAGCAGUACCUGAAGAUCAACGGCUUCCCCAACAACUACUGGGGCUGGGGUGGAGAGGACGACGACAUCUUCAACAGGCUGGCUUCCAAAGGGAUGAGCAUCUCCAGACCCAGCGGAGAGGUUGGAAAGUGCCGCAUGAUCCGACACAACCGGGACAAGCAGAACGAGCCCAACCCUCAAAGGUUUGAUCGAAUCGCCCACACUCGAGAGACGAUGCACAAGGAUGGGAUCAGCUCCCUGACCUACACAGUGGUGCAGGUAGAGAAACUGGACCUGUUCACCAAGAUCACCGUGGACGUGGGGAAACCCUGAGUGGGCCUGCUCGGCCCAUUCGAGACGGACCGGAGCUGGACCGAUGCAGUAAAGACCGUGCACUAUCUCUGACACUUGAAGCUUUAAAUUGUGGCUCUGGUUCUGUUGGACUGGGCCUGCUGGACUCAUUUGUUGCACAAACAGACUGAAUGUUAUGUUUUUCUUCGAAGCCUUGAGGACUCCUCUCUGAUUGGUCGGCUGGAGCCAAUCAAAUGCUGCUGCUGCACAUCUUAAAGAGGCUUAUAUUUUGAAAAUGAGAUCCUUCCGGGUCACAUGGGGGAUGGGUGGGUGUUGUCUGGUUCUGGUUGAUUUUGCAGGUACCAGUAACUUCUUCGUUUUUGAUCCAAUCAGAUGAUCCAGCUUCCUUCUGAUUGGAUCAAUCUGAAUAUUCGGGGAGAGGGUUUCUCUGUGAGGCGGGGCUAGAAGUCGACAAUUUGAUUGGUCAGCUUCUUUGACUAAUGUUCUAACAGAACUUUAAAAGUUUCUAAAAGUCAGAGAAAGUUCUGUUGAACAGAGCAUCCGCUGACAGACAGGCUAAAGGUUCUAGUUCAGAAUCAAAGAAACUGUUCAGCUUAGCCGAACCAGAUCAACACUCAGAACAUUGUUCCAAAGAACUGAGUUCUGGAGGUUGCCUCUGCUCUCCACACUUGAAUCAAACAGAACUAGAUCUUGUUUGGACCAAGUUGGACCAAACAUUUUGAGUUAACCUCUUUUAUUUCUGUGAUCCAACCAAAAAGACAUGAUGUCAUCCAGUCUACGCCUCUCAAACUGGGUCAGAAAAUGAUUCAAGAACAGGUUUAUUAUUUGAGAAUAAUUGGAAUCAGAUCAGGUUCAGAACCAGGUCCAAACUACAGGCUGUCUCUGCAGGCUGAUGUGUGAUUGAUAAAUAGUUGUGAUCUGAACCAGGACCUGGUCCAUUGAUCAAUGAACAGUGUGUGUGUUGAUUGAACCGAUUAUCAGAUAUGUUGAACAUAAAUGAUUGUAUAUUGAUUUUGAUUCAGGAUCCUUCCAGCAGCUGUUGGUACCAAAGACCUUGUUGUCCUGUGAACCGGGUCAGCUGACAGCUGGACUGGACCAGCAUGUCUCAUUAUUGGCGACUCAUUAUGGAUCAGUGUGAAUGUGUGUUUCACUGCUUCUUCUUCUGCAGACCAAACUGUGUGGAACAAUCACCUGUAAUGUGCCUUAAACUGACAGCUGUCAUUUUAACUGGUUGAACUGGUCCAGGAACCAGUACGCUGAUAAAUACAAAAACAGAAAUCUGA
Molecule: messenger RNA, 2772 nt
Organism: Girardinichthys multiradiatus
Lineage: Eukaryota; Metazoa; Chordata; Actinopteri; Cyprinodontiformes; Goodeidae
Gene: b4galt1l
Product: DP-Gal:betaGlcNAc beta 1,4- galactosyltransferase, polypeptide 1, like
Exons: 6
Coding region: 413-1510 (365 amino acids)
Biological process (GO): carbohydrate metabolic process; protein N-linked glycosylation
Molecular function (GO): cytoskeletal protein binding; beta-N-acetylglucosaminylglycopeptide beta-1,4-galactosyltransferase activity
Source: RefSeq, a predicted model, not a curated record